CUCUGACUUAAAUUUACGAACACGAAGGCAGAAACACUAUAUUUACACCUUGUUCGCUUUCCUCCUCCACCACCACCACCACGAAUCACCGCUACCACUGCCGGCGAGCUCGGCUCCCAGCUUGGCGAGUCAAUGCCUGCACAGAAGCGUUCGCGCGAGGCAUCUCCGCCGCCCACGACGGAGGAGGAGGAGGAGAAGGACGACGAUUUGCACCCCGAGAAUCAGAAUCAGAACGACGAAGAAGCCGAUGAAGGAGAUGAUUCGGAUGAAAGUUCUUCUUCAAGUGAUGCCGAGAAAGACGAAUUUAUCACUCUGAGGUUAUCAGAAAUACGCAAAGAAGUGCAAUGUCCAAUAUGUUUAGGCAUUAUUCGAAAGACAAGAACGGUUAUGGAAUGCUUACACCGUUUUUGCAGAGAAUGCAUUGACAAGUCUAUGCGAAUGGGGAACAAUGAAUGUCCUGCUUGUCGCACACACUGUGCUAGUCGCCGUUCUUUGAGGGAUGAUCCAAACUAUGAUGCCCUAAUAGCAAUAUUAUAUCCAGAUAUUGAUAAAUAUGAGGAAGAGGAAUUGGCUUUUCAUGAAGAGGAGAUGGUUCGUAAUAAGCAGCAGAUUCAAGCUUCAAUUGCCCAGACACUUAGACGGCAAACAGAAGCACUGGGGAGAAAAAGGACAUCAAGAGCAACUCCACCAGCAUUUAUAAGGAGAUCUGGCAACAGAAACUUAAGGAGACGGAGAAACCAACGAAUCGAGCCUCAAGGAUCUGAUGACGAUGAGGAUGCCAAUGGUCAUGAUGACAAAGAUUCGUCUUCUGGUGAUGAUCACAGUGCAGAGGUCAAACCAAAAAGGCCUAAAAGAUUGGGGGGUCGAUUUUCCCAAGGCUCAACAGCUGGGAGUGCCAAUGCAGGCUGUGAUGAAAAUGAUUCAGAAAUGAACAGAGAGUCACUUGGUGCAACAGCUCUUAUUGGCAGCUCAGAAAUUCUUGCCUGGGGAAAGGGUGGCAUGCGAAGUCAAAAGACUCAAAAUAGGUAUAGCAGUCUUGGUGGUCGUAAUGGCAGGCUUUGCAGGAGUAGCAGAGUCUCAAAGCUGAUUGAAUCUCUUCAACAUUCAAAUGAAAAUGAUGCUAAGGUUGAUAUUGGUCUGAUGCUUGUCUCCUUGUGCGAGGAAGAUAUUCCAAGUUUGCAGCGACCAUACCUUUGCUGCAGGCCCACUUUGACAGUCAAACAUUUGAUCCAAUAUGUCUCGCUGCAGACCUCAAUCCAAGCCGAUGAAAUUGACAUGUUGGUAAUGAAAGAGCCUCCUCCUACUGAUAAACCUUCAAGCUCAGAGGCUGUUCCCAUCACCAAAUCAGUCGCAGGGGUGCCUUGCAACAGCGAAUUCGACAAGUUACAAGAACACCAGACAUUGGAAGAAAUCCAACCGAGCUGUGGCUUUAGUCAAUGUAACCUGCUUCUGGCAUACCGGCGAAAGCCAAAGGAGUAGAGGCGGUGGUGAUGAAGGGAAUGACAAAUGACAAACGACAAACGACGUGGUUCGUGUAACUUGCUGUGCACAGAUAUUUGGCAAUUUGAAUUUAGUGAAAUCCAGAGAUUUAGCUGUUUAACCAAGUGGGAAGGUCAGUUAAUCCUUUGUAUUGUAUCUAUACAUCUAUGAAGGUGCGAUCUAUAUAUAGCCCGAUGAAAACAACACUAACGCAUUGACUAGCUGCUCCUGUAUGUUAUAAACAUUUCUUUUUCUGAGAUACCAAUGAUACUAGGUUAAACUGUUAGAAGUAUAUGCACCCUUUUACCCCCCCAAGAUUCCUUCUGUAUGAAAUAUCCUACAUAUUUACUCUUAGGUUAAAGUUUGUUACUGUGGGGGAUGUUAUUAUUCAUUUUGUGUCUAGUA
Messenger RNA from Ipomoea triloba (trilobed morning glory), 1884 nucleotides. RefSeq names its product putative E3 ubiquitin-protein ligase RING1a. NCBI's taxonomy places the organism in Eukaryota, Viridiplantae, Streptophyta, Magnoliopsida, Solanales, Convolvulaceae. The transcript has 10 exons. The coding region runs from base 133 to 1479 and encodes 448 amino acids. The record is from RefSeq and is a predicted model, not a curated record.